Molecule: messenger RNA, 2045 nt
Organism: Cryptomeria japonica (Japanese cedar)
Lineage: Eukaryota; Viridiplantae; Streptophyta; Pinopsida; Cupressales; Cupressaceae
Exons: 3
Coding region: 516-1682 (388 amino acids)
Biological process (GO): regulation of DNA-templated transcription
Molecular function (GO): DNA-binding transcription factor activity; sequence-specific DNA binding
Source: RefSeq, a predicted model, not a curated record
AAUCUAUCAAAAAUUAAUUGAGUCCGUAUGAACGUUGACUUGGGGCAUCUUGAUCGGUGCAAAUCUACAGAUCUGAGCAAAAUUACAGAAGGAGCUGAUGAAAGAGGACUAUAAUGCAGCCACGUGUACACGGCAAGAAGACCCAUGUUCAAACCUGCAGGUCAACUCUUUGUCAUCUUAUGCACAGCGGCUAUAAAAAAGAUUUAUUUUUUAAUCUGCGCACAGCUGCCCUUCACCCAAAGAAACGUGUAAAAGGUCAUGUUUUGUUAAUGGGUCAUGUGAUUUUUUUUUCAUCUCAGGUACCAAGUCAACCAGUUUGAGAAUUGAGUGAUCAAUUUCGACCAUUGUGUUAUCCUUAUCUUGCAUUGCCGGGUUCUUUUUUUUGUACGGCCUGGUUGAGUUAUAUAUUAGUAUUGGUCCUGGUAAAGAAUUUGUAAGUAUCAAUUUGAGAUCUUUUUUUUUUGUACGCCUGGAUUGUAUGAGGUGCGGCGGCUUUUGAGAUUUGGGUGUCAGCCAUGGAUUCAGAAAGUUGCGAGCUUGAAAGCAGUGGGAAGAGAAGCUGGUCGGAUUCAUAUUGUUCCAGCCUUCCUCCUGCCAAGAGAUUCUGUAAAAAUAGCAUUUUUUCCUCAGAAAUAGAUGAAGAUGAUGAGUUCAGUUGCAUUGGCGACUUGAUUCAAGUGACCGCCGACUGUGAUUUCUCAGAUGGGAAUCUGAGAUUUUGCAAUGGGUCACCGCCAGAUUCAACACAGACUGAUCUGGAUGAUCUCCUGACGAGCCUGCUGACGGAAUCUGAGACCCACGAUGUGAUUUUUGUGCCAGAGACAGUAAAUAGCUUGAAUGGAGAUCCAGGGAAAAUGGGCUCAACGUCUUUGUACUCAGGGCCGACUCUUCUAGACGUACAGUCUGCUCUGUCGAUGUAUCAUAGAAAGAAGCAAUCUUCAUCCACGACAUCAAUCUCCACUUCGCCCACCAUUUUCGAGUCGUUGCAGAGUGCAAAAUCUCCUCCAUUUUCGAAUUCAAUAAACGAGUUAUUCUUUUCAAGAUUGCAACGGGCUAAAAGCGAGGCAAGGUAUUCACUCAAACGCCCUGAUACUGGCAUGGACGAUGGGUAUAAAUGGAGGAAAUACGGUCAGAAGACGAUUAAGAACAGCCCAUACCCCAGGAGUUACUACAAAUGCACACAUCCAAAGUGCAGAGCAAAGAAGCAGGUGGAAAAGUGCGUUGAGGAUCCCAAAACAGUCACCAUCACUUAUGAAGGCCUCCAUCUUCACUUUCCAUAUCCUCCAUUGCAGAUUACUCAACAACCCAAUUUGAAUUCUUCUCUUCAUCAGCAAUAUAAUAACAUUUGUGGAGAGGAGAAAAACAAGAAAGCAGCUGUGAUAGAUAAUGUCAUUAAUUGCUGCUUUAAAAAUGAAGGAGGUGACCUAAUGCAGUCACCUGAAUCUCCAACCAUUGUAGGCGCCCAUCAACUUCUCAUAAAAGAAAGUGAUAAAUGCUGUGAAUCUAUUGGAUUUAGAGGAGAAAAUAGUGAUUUGAUUGAUGGAGAUGGUAUAAAUGUUGGAGUUGUUGAAGGAGGAGGUGGUGGGUGUUGUAGGGACGGACUGCUUCAGGACAUUGUUGUGCCCUUUCAACUCAUAAAUCCUUCAUCUUCUUCGUCUUCUUCCUCAUCUUUUUCUCCAUAAAGGAGAAACAAUUUCAAAUAGACCAGUCCAAAGAUGUAUAUAAAAAGUUUGUGGUAUAGUUGAUGUUUGUUUUAAUGGAGCUCACCAAGAGACCUGCACUUCUAGUUUAAAACACAUUUAUUUGUUGAAUCUUUGUAGCAAAUUAUGAAAGGGUUUAGUUUUGCAAGGAGCAUGGAAUUGUUUUCUAGUUAAUUAAGAGGUCCCCUUUAAUGGCGUCCGCUAGACACCUUUUUGGCUCAUGUGUCGGCAGCUCAAAAGUUGCUAACUGCAGGCGCAACUGUUGUAGAAAUUGAUGCCAAAUGUUGUAACCUAACCUAAAAGAUAUUCUUUUUCUUAAGGAAGAAUUAAAUAUUUUGAUUGGAG